AUCUGCAUUCAAGUGGUGGCCCGGCGGCCCCACAGCCUCAGCUCAGAACUCACAGGCACCUGCAGCCUGCUGGCCUCCAACCUCAGUCGCCAGGCCCUGGUCUCUUUCAACGACAUUGAAAAUCUCCUGGAUCCUGAGGCACAUGCGGAUGCUGGAGACUGCUACAGGAACAAAAAAGGCAGCACUGAGAAUACAGCCAGGCAGCGCCGGGAUCUGAAGGCCAAAGAGGAGGAGGAGGAGGAGGAGGAGGAGGAGGAGGAGGAGGAGGAGGAGGAGGGAGCUGGCACCGAGAUCGCCAUCGUCCUGGAUGGCUCGGGAAGCAUUGAUCCCCCCGACUUCCAGAGAGCCAAAGACUUCAUCUCCAACAUGAUGAGGAAGAUCUAUGAGAAGUGCUUCGAGUGCAGCUUUGCCCUGGUGCAGUACGGAGGCGUGAUCCAGACUGAGUUUGACCUUCAGUACAGCCAGGAUGUGAUGGCCUCCCUCAGCAAAGUCCAGAACAUCACUCAAGUGAAGAAUGUCACCAAGACAGCCUCUGCCAUGCAGCAUGUCCUAGACAACAUCUUCUCACCAAGCCACGGCUCCAGAAAAGAGGCCUCCAAGGUCAUGGUGGUGCUCACCGAUGGGGAGAUAUUCAUGGACCCCCUCAGCCUCACGACUGUCAUCAACUCCACAAAGAUGCAAGGCGUUGAGCGCUUUGCCAUUGGGGUGGGAGAGGCAUUUACGAAGCCUAAGACUGAGACGGAGCUGAAGCUGAUCGCCUCGCAUCCUCCGGAGACUCAUGCCUUCAAGGUGACCAACUACGCGGCGCUGGAUGGGCUGCUGAGCCAACUGCAGCAAAGUAUCGUCCUCAUGGAAAGCACGGUCGGAGAAGCCCUCCACUUCCAGCUGGCACAGGUCGGGUUCAGCGCCCAGAUCCUGAAAGAGGAGCAGCUGCUGCUCGGUGCUGUUGGGGCCUUUGAUUGGUCCGGGGGCGUGUUGCUCUAUGACAGGCACAGCUGCCGGGGCCAGUUCCUGAACCAGACGGUGGUGGACAGCAAGGCUGGAAAGCACAGCUACCUGGUUGUUAAUAGGAUUAAGAAAGAGUUUCCACUCUGUGAAGAGGACUGCUUCUCCAACAUUACUGUCAAGGUCAGCUACCACCUCCAGAACUCCAAGGACCAGAGGAGCCAUUCCCACCCUAUCCUGGACAUCUACAGUGAGCCCUCCGCCAUCUUCCAGCUGCCCUACGAGAAGGCCUGCAAGAAUAAGCUGUUUUGUGUUGCUGAGUUACAGCUGGCCACCACCUCUCCGACGGAAUUGGUGGUGGGUGUCACAAAGGAGCUGACAAUGAACAUCAGCCUAACUAACUCUGGGGAAGAUUCCUACAUGACAAAUAUGGCUUUGACUUACCCCAGAAACUUACAGUUUAAGAGGAUACAAAAGCCUCCUUCCCCAAAUAUUCAGUGUGAUGACCCUAAGCCAGCUGCUUCUGUCCUGGUCAUGAAGUGCAAGAUUGGUCACCCCAUACUCAGGAGGGCAUCUGCAAACUUUUCAGUAGUUUGGCAGCUAGAGGAGAGUGCCUUCCCAAACAGGACAGCUGACAUCACUGUGACAGUCACAAAUGCCAAUGGAAGAAGCUCUUUGGUCAGAGAGACCCACAGACUUCACUUCAAGCAUGCCUUCAUUGCAGUCCUUCCCAAACCAGCAGUGAUGUACAUGAACACAAGCCAGGGGCUUUCUGACCACAAAGAAUUCUCCUUCAAUAUCCAUGGGGAAAACUUCUUUGGAGCCGAAUUCCAGCUGCAAAUCUGUGUUCCAAUUAAAAUACAAGGGCUCCGGCUUAUAAGAGUGAAGAACCUGACAAAGACACAGGCGCACACCGUGUGCACCCAGGGUCCGGAGCGCGCUUGUGGGAGCGAGGCGGUUCAGCCCGUGGAGGAGUGGCUUUCGGUGCGCUGUGCCAUCGCUUCCGACAGAGAAAACGUGACGGUGGCAGCGGAGCUCGCCGCGAGUCAGUCUGAGCAGUUCCUAAGAGAUGUAACUGAACUGCAGAUCCUUGGUGAAAUUUCUUUCAACAAAUCUCUGUAUGAGGGUCUGAAUGCAGAGAACCACAGAACUAAGAUCACGGUCAUCUUCCUGAACGAGGAGGGGUACCUUCCUUUGCCUCUCAUCAUCGGAAGCAGUGUCGCUGGCUUUCUGGUUUUGAUAGUGAUUAUAGUCGUGCUAUUCAAGUGUGGCUUUUUUAAAAGAAAAUACCGACAACUGAACUUGGAGAGCAUAAGGAAGGCCCAGCUGAAAUCAGAGAAUCAGCUCGCAGAAGGUGAGGACCAGCUUCCUCGUCCACUGGGAGAGAACGUCAGCUAGUCCUCAACUCCUGGAGACUUGGUGUUGUACUGAUGACCUGGUCUUGUAGGAGGAUGCAGGGCAGAAUCUGAUAAAUUGUCAAUACAGUAUUGUUUUUCAGUAAUACAUCGUCCCAAAAGUGCCUCUGCAUGUGCAAAAAUGAACUUGGGAAAGAUUUGGUGUUAAAUAGUGUUAAACUGUUUUCUUUACAGAAGCGUUUUUAAUAUACACAUAUAAUAUACUUUGUAGUUCUUUUUUCCUCCCAAGAAAUUAUAUAGCAUUUCUCAACAUUGUGUAA
Messenger RNA from Myotis lucifugus (little brown bat), 2620 nucleotides. RefSeq names its product integrin subunit alpha E (gene ITGAE). Gene Ontology annotation, cellular component: external side of plasma membrane; integrin complex. The annotation marks the transcript as partial. The transcript is spliced from 22 exons. The record is from RefSeq and is a predicted model, not a curated record. Gene Ontology annotation, biological process: cell adhesion mediated by integrin; cell-matrix adhesion; integrin-mediated signaling pathway. NCBI's taxonomy places the organism in Eukaryota, Metazoa, Chordata, Mammalia, Chiroptera, Vespertilionidae. Gene Ontology annotation, molecular function: integrin binding.